AUUUAUCAGAGGGAGAAUGUAAGAUCUGAAGUCUUCUAGUCCAAGAAUCUCUCAAAGGUUAAGGCAAAGAAUCAGGAAUGAUAAUAAUUAGAACAGAUCUUUGCAGCCCCUGGUUGGGAAUUUUCCGUUCCAUUGGCAGGAAGGCAAACACCUUCUGUCCUGGUACCUUCCUCCUGGCCAGGGUUGGUUACUUCCACCCUGCACCUUGGUUCAGCUCCGCCCACUGUGGCCCAGCUGCUGCGUCUCUGUCCAUCAGCCUCAGAGCCAGCUCUGGCUGUGACGAGAUGGGGCUGCCCCAGCCAGGGCUGUGGCUGAAGAGGCUCUGGAUACUCCUGCAGGUGGCCCUGCAUGUGACUUUGGGCAAAGUACAACUAAAACUGUUUCCCAGGAGAGUCAAGCAGCAUAUCUUGGCCAUGAACCGGAAGAACCCGCACUUCUCCUAUGAUAACUGGGCUCCAACCCUCUUCAGCACCCCAUAUUUCUGGUUCAUCCUGAAGGUCCGUUGGCAACGACUGGAGGACAAGACUGAGGAAGGGAGUCUAGCUCCAAACUGCCCUGUGGUCCGCCUUUCAGGACAGAGGUGUCACAUUUGGGACUUCAUGCAAGGCAACAGGCCACUGGUGCUGAAUUUUGGAAGUUGUACCUGACCUUCAUUUCUUUUCAAAUUUGACCAAUUCAAGAGACUUAUUGAAGACUUUAGCGCCAUAGCAGAUUUUCUCGUCAUUUACAUUGAAGAAGCACAUGCAUCAGAUGGCUGGGCUUUUAAGAACAACGUGGUCAUCAAGAAUCACCGGAACCUCCAGGACCGCCUCCAGGCAGCCCACCUGCUGCUGGACAGGAGCCCCCGGUGCCCUGUGGUGGUGGACACAAUGAAGAACCAGAGCAGCCAGCUCUACGCGGCACUGCCCGACAGGCUCUACGUGCUCCAGGAGGGCAGGAUCCUCUACAAGGGUAAGCCUGGCCCUUGGAACUAUCACCCAGAGGAAGUUCGUGCUGUUCUGGAAAAACUCCGCAGUUAACCUGGACGGAUCCCCCAGUUCCAGUGACCAAGAGGAAGGCUCCUCAAGGCUUGGCUCUCCCCCCAACCCAGCUGGCUUUUACCUCUUGACCUGUGUCUCAGUGGAAUUACUAGCUCAGAUUUUUCUGAUCUAAGCAAACAGUUGUUAUAAUCAGAAAAUGAAGCAGCCAGUGAGCUGAGUGUUAAAGAAUAUACAACUCCACACUGUCUCCACUGUGGACACCACUUCACAGCAUGACGUCUCUGAGUGUGAGCAGUCGUCCUCUGGGUGUACUUCUCAAACGUGGUCUCUCCAGUUGCCCUAGUUCCAAGUGAUUAGAUAUGGCAUCCCUUAUGUUAGGUAAAUGCAUUUUACCAAAUUUAUCAUUUAUGGAACUGAUUGAUAUUUAAAACACUAAACUGGUUUUUAGACCCAAGCAUGGGAGAACUCCAGGUGUUUAGAGAGAGAUGAGGAAUUGAAAAAGGAGGGAGUAGGGAUGAGAGGAGACAGUAAAGAUGGUAAUCCUUUCCCUGCCAAAAAACUGAAACCAGUCAGUGGUGGUGGUGGUGAGGGGUGAGCUUCCAUGGUAAUGCAUCUCCAAUUCUACUGUAGAAGAGGUGGGUACUUUACAAUCUUUGAAUAUACUUCAUAGAAAUCUGGCUCUCUGUAUUCUGGAAUCUUCUACUAUCUUUACUUAUCAAUGAAGUCACUUGGGAGGGGGAGGACCGGCUUCCCAAAAACAUAACCUUGACCAAACUAGACAACAGGCACCAGCAAAGCUGUCGUUCAGUUAUGCAGAAGCUCAUACUUGAAGUUCUAUUUCUCAGAUUUUUUUUUGCAAGUCUCUUAAUGGUCAUUUGUGUUCAGUUAUAUCAGACGAAUGGAUAACCAUUGGUACUCAUCUGUUUUAACUCUGCUUCUCUUCAUAUUUGUUUAUGACGGCCACAGCCUAAAGUACACACAGCUGUGACUUGAUUUGAAAAUAAAAUAUUUGAAGAUGUAGCAAGCUAAUACAGAAUGAUUAAAAUACAUGAGCCCAUUUGGGAUGGCUUCAGUG
Myotis lucifugus (little brown bat) is the source of this 2055-nucleotide messenger RNA. It is a transcript of the gene DIO1, whose product is annotated as iodothyronine deiodinase 1. The transcript is spliced from 4 exons. The record is from RefSeq and is a predicted model, not a curated record. Lineage: Eukaryota; Metazoa; Chordata; Mammalia; Chiroptera; Vespertilionidae. Gene Ontology annotation, molecular function: thyroxine 5'-deiodinase activity.